Molecule: messenger RNA, 964 nt
Organism: Colletotrichum godetiae
Lineage: Eukaryota; Fungi; Ascomycota; Sordariomycetes; Glomerellales; Glomerellaceae
Exons: 4
Coding region: 1-582 (193 amino acids)
Molecular function (GO): oxidoreductase activity, acting on the CH-OH group of donors, NAD or NADP as acceptor
Source: RefSeq, a predicted model, not a curated record
AUGGAAAUCUGUACUUGGAACGACUUUGCCAUCAAGGCAGCGUGGGACCCGAACACGCCAAAGGAGAUGAAGCCUGGCGCGAUUUACUCUGCCUCCAAAGCUGAGGGCGAGAGAGCUGCGUGGAAGUGGAUUGAAGAGAACAAGCCCGGAUACUCGUUCAACACCAUUCUACCCAACUUCAACACCGGAGAAAUCCUCCACCCCAACAUCGGUGGCUCAACCAUGGGAUUCGCGCGGGAUUUGCUCAAGGGACAAGACGAAAUAUUCAACGGCUUUAUGCCCCAGUGGUACGUCGACGUAGCUGAUGUCGCGCGGCUUCACGCCAUCGCCCUGCUCGCCGAGCCCGUCAAGUCCCAAAGAAUCUGGGCCUCCGCACACCCUGUCAACGCAUCCGACUUCAUCGACGUCCUCCGCGAGCUGAGACCGGAUAACAAGCUGAUUCCGGAGAAGCAGGCGAAUGAGGGACGUGAUAUUAGCGAGCUUCCUCCGGCGGCCAAGGCUGAGAAGUUGUUGCGGGAGUACUUUGGACAGGGCUGGACCCCGCUUAAAGAGAGUUUGGCUGCGGGUAUUCGUGACUUGUAGAUCUGUAGACUUAUAGGACGAUGAUCAAUCUAUACCUGAUGUAGCCCUUACUCGGGUUCAGCAAUGAGGAUUAGGUUAAAUAUGGAGUUGGAAGAUUUUGAUAGACCGACUAGAAGCUAUCAUAUCUACAAGAAUCGAAUGAAUACUUACGAGACACAUAUAGCUCCACCUUUCCAGGAUGGAGGAAUCCAAGUCCAAGAAUCGGGUUAGAAUACUCAAAAGUUGAACGUUUCAAGUCGAAAAGGACUCGAGGAGUGCAUUACGUGAACCCACGCUAAAACCUUGAAGUCGGAAAUUACGAAAUCUUGGAGAUUCCAAAUAAGAUGAACAAAAACCAGUAAAGUACAAUGAAUUUUUUUUUUUUUUUCAAAUUCUGGUUACU